AUGACCCCGGGCUUUGUUUUGCCGACGCCAUUCCGCUGGGCUCUUCUCCUGUUUUGCGUGGUGAGCUUGUGUCGCCGGCAAGGGUCCGCUGGCAACCAAAGCUCCAGAGUCGAGACGGGGUCGUCGGCGGAGAGGACGGGGACUUGCGAAGUGGUGGCGGCCCAUCGUUGCUGUAACAAGAACAAGAUUGAAGAACGCUCUCAGACGGUCAAGUGCUCCUGCUUCCAAGGACACGUGGCAGGGACGACGAGGGCGACGCCCUCUUGCGUGGAAGCCUCCAUCGUGCGUCACAAGUGGUGGUGUCGGAUGAAGCCGUGCGUGGAAGGGGAAGAGUGCCGAGUACUUCCCGACCUGACCGGAUGGUCGUGCGUCUCUGGGAACAAAGUCAAGACCACCAAGGUGAGGAGGAGGAGGGAAGUCACGUGGUCCUUUCGGACAAGCUGGGGCGCAGCAAAACACGGAAUCCUCUCUUCGUAUUGCGAUACUUUUUGGGCCAUAAGCUCUUCUUCUUUUUUCGAGAGGGAAGGAUCGGAGAGGAAAAAGUGCGGUCGCGACAAAAGCCGACUUCCGUAAUCUGGCGAACGACGAAGCCGAGAGGCCGGAAACUAAACAGCCUUGGCUAAAACCCGCGGAAUGAAAUCUGACGAGCGACGGAAACGGCGCCGCGUUUAGAAGAGCUCAGUUGCCUUUUGAGGAAGCCCGUUGCAGCGCGCGAGCCGAGAUCCACGGACCAACUUGUCGAGACGCCCCCGAAAAGAAAAACCAAAAACCCCAAAUCCAAUUGAUUCCAUUCAUCACUGCUCGGCCCUCCUUAAUUACGGUUCCCGUUUGUUUUCCUGCGUGCUUUAAUCGCAGUCUCUGACUGCACGGAACGUUUGCCACGGGUUUAAGCGGCCAUUUUGCUCGUCACUUGCAGCCUCGCGACCUUCUUCAGACACAAACCGAAGGAUCCAACAAUUGUGACUUUCAUUACAUUUCUAGCUCUUGUUGGUUAAGCAGUGACCGGAAGACUUAUUCUGGGCAAAAGCCAGUAAGGCAGUAGUAACAGGACGUGCAUUCCUUCACCCGUUUUCUGAGCCGCUUAUCCUCACGAGGGUCACGUGACUGCCGGAGCCUUUUAGUGUUAUG
This is a messenger RNA of Syngnathoides biaculeatus (alligator pipefish), 1128 nucleotides long. RefSeq names its product chemokine-like protein TAFA-4. Gene Ontology annotation, molecular function: receptor ligand activity. The transcript is spliced from 3 exons. The coding region runs from base 1 to 573 and encodes 190 amino acids. The record is from RefSeq and is a predicted model, not a curated record. NCBI's taxonomy places the organism in Eukaryota, Metazoa, Chordata, Actinopteri, Syngnathiformes, Syngnathidae.